Molecule: messenger RNA, 787 nt
Organism: Homarus americanus (American lobster)
Lineage: Eukaryota; Metazoa; Arthropoda; Malacostraca; Decapoda; Nephropidae
Product: TATA-binding protein-associated factor 2N-like
Exons: 2
Coding region: 44-592 (182 amino acids)
Source: RefSeq, a predicted model, not a curated record
CUGUGACUCUCUUGUGGAAAGAACGACUUACUAGAGCGUCAAGAUGUUCUGUAAAUCCAUAGUGAUGAUGGUGGUGAUGGUGGUGGUGAUGGCUGGCCUCAUGGUGACUGUCUUAGCCAAUCCAAAAGCUUCAGCCUCCGGUACAAGUUAUACUGUCCGUCGUAUGGGAGUCUAUGGCUAUGGCGGCCAUGGUGGCGGCUAUGGUGGCGGCUAUGGAAGCGGCUAUGGUGGCGGCUAUGGUAGCGGCUAUGGUGGCGGUUAUGGUGGCGGUUAUGGUGGAUCUCGAGGCGGCUAUGGAGGAUCUCGAGGCGGCUAUGGAGGAUCUCGAGGCGGCUAUGGCGGAUAUGGUGGUAGCUACGGUGGUUAUGGUGGCAGCUACAGUGGAAAUGGUGGUGGAUAUGGCAAUAGCUACGGUGGAUCUCGCGGCGGCUACGGUGGUUAUGGUGGUAUCGGCGGUGGAUUUGGAGGAUUUGGUAUUGGAGGAUAUGGCUACGGAGGUGGAUAUGGUGGAUACGGAGGAGGAAGUUCAACAGUCAGUAUCCGUAGUGGCUAUGGUUCUAGAGGUGGCCGCAGCUACGGGUACGGGCGCUGAAGUCAGGCUCAUGGGACUGUCCAGUAACGUGUGGACUCCCGCGGUCAGAUCAGGUGGAUAUUAUUCAAGUAAUUUAUGGCGUAAUAGAGACGUAAUUUUCGUUUGUUUACCUCCUUCAAAAUAGGUCACAGUAUGGAGAUAUGAUCACCUGGUCAAUUGUCUUACUUGUCGUGAAUAAAUAUAUGAAUUUAAAAU